This is a messenger RNA of Cucurbita pepo subsp. pepo (vegetable marrow), 813 nucleotides long. The record is from RefSeq and is a predicted model, not a curated record. Lineage: Eukaryota; Viridiplantae; Streptophyta; Magnoliopsida; Cucurbitales; Cucurbitaceae.
AUGGUCAACGGCCGUCAAAAGGGCUGCAAAAAAAUCCUUGUUCUUUACACAAACUUCGGCAAAAAUCGAAAGCCUGAAAAAACUAAUUGGGUUAUGCACCAAUACCAUUUGGGCCAACACGAGGAGGAGAGAGAAGGAGAGCUUGUCGUUUCUAAGAUAUUUUACCAGACACAGCCACGUCAGUGCAACUGGUCCUCCUCCGACAAGGCCGCCGCCGCCGCCGCCGCCGCCGCCGCCGCCGAGGUUACCGGCGACAAUGUUGUUCUUAGUAAAAGAGAGAAUGUGAGCGGGAGUUAUUCAUCUUCUCGGCAAAUGGCAACCCGCCAAAGAGACGAUAUAUCCCCAGUUGGCGGCGGCGGCCUUUGUCCUCCGCCACAUUUCGCCGCCACUUACGGCGGAUUGGAUCAUAUUCAGCCAUUCAAAGCCGACCAUUUUAGCUUUGGUCCCUUCAGAAGAACCUUUGAUGAGACAGGGAUUGGAGAAGCUGCCCCCGGCGAGGGGAUCGGAGAUCAUCCUCACCACCAUUGUCACCAUCUUUCCGUGGCGACUACUGCAUUUCAAAUAACCCGUCCUUCAAAUCCAAUCUCCACGAUCAUCUGCCCGUCUUCUCUCCACCAUUCCUCGAUCAUUCUCGACCAUGACUCGUAUCAAGUCUCACAAAACGAAAGCUUUCAGCAACAACAACAUCAUGAUAAGCUUGGAGGAAGGUCUGCUUCUGGUUUGGAAGAACUCAUAAUGGGCUGCUCUUCAUCUAACAUCAAAGAAUUCGAUCGUUCUAUGAAACACGAAAUCGAGGGCUUAAAGAUCGAUUAG